This is a messenger RNA of Lachancea mirantina, 1878 nucleotides long. NCBI's taxonomy places the organism in Eukaryota, Fungi, Ascomycota, Saccharomycetes, Saccharomycetales, Saccharomycetaceae. The record is from the annotation of a GenBank genome assembly.
AUGGGUGUGAAAAAUCGAAAGAAGCACACUAAAAAUACUCCAGAACCCCAAAAAACGAAUCACAUAACUCCACAUGAGUCCUUACGGCGAGAUUCGAAGAAAACUAAAAAAUCUUGGAGGGAUUCACGUCGAACCGUAUUUUCACUGGGAGCCAUUGUGGGCUUGCUCAUUGCACUGUAUUUUGGUGGAUUCAGUGGGAAAACUAAUACGGCUUUAUUCGACAAUUUGGUGAACUUCGAGUUUUUACAAGAAUAUAUGGAAGAUUGGCGCGAAGUCAUCCCACAGAGUAUUUCGUCGCUGAUUUCAGAUUUCCAGCAACGAAACUUACAAACGACACCUCCGACAAGCCUGACAGAGAGUUUUGCCGUAGGCAAGCAAUUGCGACGCGAAAUGAAUUUGACGAGCAAACAUCCAGUGAUAAUGGUACCAGGCGUCGUUUCGACAGGGAUUGAGAGUUGGGGCGUGUACGGUGACGAAGAAUGUCCCAGCGAGCCGCAUUUCCGUAAAAGAUUAUGGGGGUCGUUCUACAUGCUGAAAUCGAUGGUAUUGGAUAAAGUGUGUUGGCUACGGCAUGUCAUGUUAGACCCCGAGACUGGGCUGGAUCCGCCAAAUUUCACGUUGCGCGCGGCUCAAGGCUUCGAAGCAUCGGAUUUCUUCAUGGCUGGGUACUGGAUCUGGAACAAAGUGUUACAAAAUUUAGGCGCCAUCGGGUACGAGCCCACUAAAAUGAGUACUGCGGCGUACGAUUGGCGUCUGGCGUAUUUGGACCUGGAACGGCGCGACGGGUAUUUUUCAAAGCUACGGCAACAGAUAGAGGAAUACCACUCGAUGACUGGCGAAAAAUGCGUGCUGGUAGGCCAUUCGAUGGGAUCUCAGAUCAUAUUUUAUUUUCUCAAAUGGAUCGAGGCAGAGGGCCCGCUGUACGGCAAUGGAGGUCAGGGUUGGGUCGAAAAGCACAUUGGGGCAUUUGUCAACGUAGCUGGCACGUUGUUGGGCGCCCCCAAAGCCGUUCCCGCGCUUAUAAGCGGUGAAAUGAAGGAUACCAUCCAGCUCAACGCGCUGGCCAUGUACGGGCUCGAGAAGUUCUUCAGCCGCAAAGAACGGCUGGACAUGAUCCAGACUUGGGGAGGCGUGCCCUCGAUGCUGCCCAAGGGUGGCUCUCUCAUCUGGGGGGACAUGCAGGCGUCCGCUGAGGACGCUCUGCACAACAACACCGACACGUUUGGCAACUUCAUCAGGUUUGAAAGGCAGACGGGACCUUUUUCGCGCCGUAACUUGACCAUGGAGGAUUCUAUUGCAUUGAUGCUCGAGUUGGCGCCUUCAUGGCUGCGUGACCGUGUUCACGACCAGUACUCGUUCGGAUACGCGCGCACCGGCCAAGAAUUGCGCGAGAACGAGCUACACCAUUCCCAUUGGUCGAACCCACUGGAGGUCCCAUUACCAGACGCUCCCAGUCUUAAGAUCUAUUGUUUUUACGGUGUCGGAAAUCCAACGGAGCGUGCUUACGUCUAUAAAGAGGAUAAAGAUCAUCCAGAUCUUAAUUUUACCAUAGAUUACGAGACUUCUCAACCCGUUUUUUUCACAGAGGGCGACGGUACCGUGCCCAUAGUAACACAUGCAAUGUGUCACAAAUGGGCCCAGGGUCAAACUCCUUACAACCCGGCAAACUCCUCUGUCACCGUGGUAGAAAUCAGGCAUCAACCGGACCGUUUCGACAUUCGCGGUGGUGCCAAAAGCGCCGAGCACGUUGACAUUUUGGGCAGCGCUGAACUCAACGAAUACAUACUCAGAAUCGCAGGUGGCUUCGGAGACACUAUAGAGCCUCGUCUCAUCUCCAACAUGACUCAAUGGGUCCGAGAGAUGCCCUUCCCCAUGUAA